Messenger RNA from Dracunculus medinensis (Guinea worm), 354 nucleotides. NCBI's taxonomy places the organism in Eukaryota, Metazoa, Nematoda, Chromadorea, Rhabditida, Dracunculidae. The record is from the annotation of a GenBank genome assembly.
GUGAAAGAAGCCAAUUCGCCUAACAACGCCUCAACCACUCAAAAAGCACGCUUCACGCUUUUCCAACAAUGUCUUGUGAAGCGAAUUACCAAAUUACCAGUGAUCAAGGACGCCGAAUGUAAUAUCAUAACAUUGGGGAUUGGGUAUGAUGUUCAAGUUGAGGAAAAACUAAAGAAAUUGGUUCCGUCUCAAUGUCAUUUUUUCGGUGCUGAUCCAGUAGUGCAAGUUAAUAAACAAAUUUAUGAAAGGAUAGGAAAAUAUUUCCCAUUUGCUGUGAGUGCGAUAGAUGGUUUUGGUGAAGCACAAGUUCUUGGAUGUGAGGAAUAUUUGUGCAAUAUGAAUUUUGAUCUAUAA